AUGUCCCACCGCAAAUUCGAGAGGCCGCGCAGCGGUUCCCUCGGGUUCUUUCCCAAAAAAAGAUGCAAAACGCAACGGGGCAAGAUAAGAUCCUUUCCUAAGGACGAUCCUUCAAAACCGCCACACUUCACCGCCUUCAUGGGCUACAAGGCCGGUAUGACACACGUAACCCACGAGCCCGACAAGCCAGGGUCAAAGCUUCACAAGAAGGACACGGUAGAGGCCGUAACUAUCGUUGAAACUCCUCCCAUGAUCGUAGUGGGACUAGUGGGCUAUAUUGAAACGCCGAGGGGUCUCCGUGUGCUUAGCACAGUCUGGGCUGGACAUUUGUCCGACGAGUGUAGACGCAGAUUCUACAAGAAUUGGUACAAGUCGAAGAAGAAGGCAUUCACCAAGUAUGCCAAGAAGUUCGCAGAGACUAAAAUGAGCAAAAACAUCAGUCGCAUUGCGAACUACUGCACAGUGGUAAGGGCCAUCUGUCACACGCAACCGUCCAAGACACCGCUUUCUAUGAAGAAGGCUUACAUCAUAGAAAUACAAGUUAAUGGAGGCACCGUUCAAGAGAAGGUUGACUACAUAACGAAGAUGUUUGAGCAGCCGCUGCCUGUACAUGCCGUUUUUUCGGGAAAUGAAAUGAUCGAUGUCUUGGGAGUAACCAAAGGCCAUGGAAUGAAAGGUGUUAUAAGCCGUUUUGGUGUGACUCGACUGCCGCGUAAAACACACAGGGGUUUACGCAAGGUUGCGUGCAUCGGUUCGUGGCACCCUGCUAGGGUACAAUUCCAAGUUCCACGCAGUGGACAGAAGGGUUACUUCCACCGCACGGAGCGUAACAAAAAGAUUUAUAGAUUAGGUCUAGGUAGCAACCCCAGGAAUGCGUCGACUGAUGCAGACCUCACGGAAAAGCAAAUUACGCCGAUGGGUGGAUUUCCGCACUACGGGCCUGUGAGAGAAGACUUUUUGAUGCUUAAAGGGUGUAUAGUAGGUACUAAGAAGAGGCCGAUUGUACUGCGCAAGACUUUGGCACCUCAGGUAUCGCGCGAGGCCCUCGCAGAAAUCAAUUUGCGUUUUAUCGACACGUCAAGCAAAUGGGGUCAUGGUCGUUUCCAAACCUCUGCCGAGAAACAGAAAUAUUACGGUCCGCUCAAGAGGACGGUCGCAAGCGCCGUCGCUACUGCUGUCUCUUCCUAA
Messenger RNA from Babesia sp. Xinjiang, 1188 nucleotides. Its product is annotated as 60S ribosomal protein L3. Gene Ontology annotation, molecular function: structural constituent of ribosome; RNA binding. The record is from RefSeq and is a predicted model, not a curated record. The transcript has 2 exons. The coding region runs from base 1 to 1188 and encodes 395 amino acids. Gene Ontology annotation, cellular component: ribosome; cytosolic large ribosomal subunit. NCBI's taxonomy places the organism in Eukaryota, Apicomplexa, Aconoidasida, Piroplasmida, Babesiidae. Gene Ontology annotation, biological process: ribosomal large subunit assembly; translation.